AUGCAGAUUAAAAGGAAUAGACCAAAAAUGGGGGUUCCUAAGUCAACCAUUCUAAAUACUCCAUAAUCUACAAACCCGUCGUUGCCAAGUAAUAAAUUGAUUGGUUAAAGAACAAUUCAUGAACCCUUCACAGAUUAGAGCCAGAGUAUAAAUUUGCAGAGAUAACAAAAAGAAAUGAAGCAAACACUUAAAUUAUCUCCUGUCAAAUAAUUAUCCCCAUUCAAUUUGGAUUCCACUUUCCGAUAAAAAACACUCAUUUAAAAGACCGAAGGUAGUGCAUCUGACCCUCUUCUUAAAAUUAAUCUGAAAAACCUUGAAAUUCCAAAGGAUAAACUUCUAUUUGCUACAGAAACCAAGCAUAUUUCUAAAUCACUAAUCGACUUAGAUGAUCAAUUCGAUUACAUUAAGACUUUUCGAGCAAUGCCUAUGCAAACUAUAAAAGAAAUCUAUGAUACUGAUCGCAAAGAGAUAGAAAGAUUAAGUUCAGCAGAGAGACAUAUUCCCAUGGAUUCCAGAUUAGCUCCAAUAAGACCAUAACUAUAGCAACCAAAUAUUCCAGAAUUUCGUAAAUAUUUUAAAGAAAAUGAAAGAUUUCAAGAAAUGCAGCAAUUUUAUUAAAUUGAUCCAAAUAUUUAUUAAAAAAUGACUGAAAAAAUUAAAUAAGAGAAAUUAAUGCCUAGAGAGAUGAAACUAUUCACUAACAAUAACAAUGACAAACUUAUAGCAAAUAAUUUAUUAGGAUCUGAUAUGUACGUAGAUCUGUUUUCUGAAGGGCUAUCCUCAUCUCAUUUUAGCAAUUUAAAGUCACUCUAAAUGAAGAACAAUAAAUUAAAUAACAAUAGAAUCACUAUGAUAGCCAAAAAUCUCCCUAGUAGCAUUAUUGAUCUGGAUUUCAGUAACAAUGCUAUAGGAAAUGGAGGCAUUGCUAGCAUUUGCGAUUUCUUAAACUCUAAAAAUUGCUAUUUACAAAUAUUAAAUUUAGAAGAUAAUAAAUUAAGAGAUGGACCUAUAAUGACUAUUCUUAAGACCCUUCAAUAGAGUAAAACCAUAAAAGUCAUAAAAUUUUCAAAAAACUAUAUUACUGACAUUAGCAUGGAUUAGUUUGGAAAUCUAUUGAAAACAAGUAAUUCAUUGUAAGAAGUGUACUUGCAUUAUAAUUAAAUACGAAACCAAGGAGGAACUGUAUUCUUUAGGGCACUUCUAAAAAAUUAAUAUAUGAAAGUGCUAGAUUUCUCUUUCAAUAAAUUGGGAUAACACAAGGAAUGUGUGUAGAUGAUAUCUGAGGUCUUAGGCAAACCACAUUCCGAAUUAUCUCAUCUUGACUUAUCAUAUAAUAAUUUCAAUAAUGAAGACUCCAAAAUAUUCCAUCAAGCUGUUAUGUUUAAUUAAAUAAUAUACGGAUUUCAUUUUGAGGGCAAUGGAGAUUAUUGUAUCAACACAAGAGGGUUUUUUGUCAAUCAGAAAGAAUUAGAUUAGGAAUACAACGCCUUGGUUUCAAAAUAAUCGAUAAGACUGUCGACACAAUAAUUUGUUGAUUAAAGUCUCAAUAAAAUAGAUUUGAAGAAUAAAAUGAACAAAUUGGAUUAGAAUUUUCAAUUGGCAGAUCCAUCCUUAUUCAAGAGAAUCUAAAGUACAGAUUGGACAAACAAUAAGUCUCGAGAUAAUUGUUGGCUAUGCGAGGGUUGGACGGAAAUCAGAUUUCAAUAUAUAGUUGGUAAAUCAGGAAGUAUUAGCGACUAUCCAAUAUAUUUGCAUUUAGAUUUUGAAAAUUAUAGGCCAAUGAUUAUGGAAUAGGAUUAAUAGAUCUUUUUUCUAUUAAGAAUGUGUCCGCCAAAUAGAAAGAUUAAAUAUUUUUUUAGUAAUCCCUUUUUAGAUAUUUAAUUUACAGCAAAAGAUCAACGUAUAACUGCAUUAGAAGAUUUUGAACCAAUUAAAAUGUAAGGGAUACCCAUGAUCUAUGCAGAUACUUCUAUUGUUUAUAGUUAAAAGAUUUCAAUAGUCAAUUAUUUGUCAGCCACGAUCAAUAAGAAAGUACUUGACUCAUAAAAGCACUAUAUUCCCACAGUAUUAUCUAGACCUAGAGAAUAAGAGAAAAUAAUUUAUAUAGAUCCUAAUAAGGCAAAGGAGAAAAUAUGGUCAAUUGAGAAUUCAAUCUUUCGUGAUUUCUAGGCAGAUACAGAAGGACAUCUUUUAGAUUGCUUUGAUUUUGAUUUCGAAUGUGGAAGAUUAUAAAAACAUAUCCCUGAUCCUGAGGAUUUGGAAGUUUUAAAAACAAAGGUAAAAGUAUUCUACAAGAAUAUAUUGGCAUGUUAUAAAUAUUACUGUGCUGAAACUCUAAAUUACGAAAUUCCCUGUUUGAAUCAGUAAAGCUUUAUUGAUUUUAUAUCACAAACUCACAUACUUUCAAAAUCAAUAUUAAACAACAUUGACUUAUAAUUAACUUAUUUGUCAAGUUAUGUUGUUCAGAAAUCAGCUGAAUUUAUUCAUGUCCUUGAUAAAUGCUUAGUUAGAUAUCAAUUUCUUGAGAUUAUUAUUCGUUUGGCUAAGGAAUAAUAUUUGAGAGUGAAUCAAUGCAAUAAUAUUACCGAAGCUUUGGAUAAGUUGUUUCAGUAAGAUAAGGUUCUAGAUUUGAUACAAGAAUAUGGAGUUCCUUAGGAUUGGAGAGAUAACAGAUAUUGGACUUAAUUAAUGGAUUCCACUAUAAAAAUGAAGAUCCAAUUUCUAUAGUUAAUGUAUGAUUAUGCAUCAAAGAUUACAUUCAAACAUACUAAAUAUGUAACUCUGACAGAUUUCAAACUGUUUAUCGAAUAAUUAGAUUUAGGAAAGUACGUUUCUGAGAAAGAACUCUACUUAAUUUAUCUACAGAGUAUGUAAACAUAGAGAGAUGAAUUGAGAGAGUCUAAACAUGUAUAGAUGCAAUUUUUAGAAUUUGUUGAAGCUAUCGCACGAUUAGCAGAGAAAAUAUCUCCAAUAUCACCAAUGUAUGCUGUUCGUAAUCCAACAGUUAAUAAAAUAACUAGAAAGUCCUUACCCUUAUUUGUUAAAUUUGAAGGGCUUCUCUUUAUUAUAUUUUAAAAGAUUAAAUAAGGGAUUACUACAAAAACAAAUGAAUAAUAAAUUUAAGAGUUGGAAAAAAACGUUAUUUCCAAAACCAUAUUGAAAACAAUUUAAGCCAAGAAAUUGGGAGUGUUUGAGGAGGACAGAAGUUCAGAUGAGGAAAGAGAGAAAGAGUCAAGAAAUGUGCCAUUAUUACCAGAUGAGAAAGAUUUGUAGGAGAUAAAAGAGAAGAAAGUGGCUGGGAGCGGAUGGAGUAAAUUAAGGAAUUGGGCAAAUAAAAAAAAAUUGUAGAAAUAGGGAAAUCCAGAAUAGAUUAACAUGUUAAAACAAUUAUAAACAUAUUAAGAUGAAGAGGAAAGAUAUGUGUAAGUGGAAUAUGAGCAAGCAUCAAUUUAUGAGAAGAUGGAAAUCAAACAGAGACAAAAAAUGAAGUAAGAGUUUCAAAGAACUAAAUUAAAUUAAGAACCAACAUUCAAAUUUGAAGAGGAAGAUGAAUUUAAAAGAUUCUGA
Molecule: messenger RNA, 3567 nt
Organism: Paramecium tetraurelia
Lineage: Eukaryota; Ciliophora; Oligohymenophorea; Peniculida; Parameciidae
Exons: 8
Molecular function (GO): protein binding
Source: RefSeq, a predicted model, not a curated record